This is a messenger RNA of Hemiscyllium ocellatum (epaulette shark), 985 nucleotides long. RefSeq names its product dicarbonyl/L-xylulose reductase (gene dcxr). Gene Ontology annotation, molecular function: L-xylulose reductase (NADPH) activity; carbonyl reductase (NADPH) activity. Gene Ontology annotation, biological process: glucose metabolic process; xylulose metabolic process. Lineage: Eukaryota; Metazoa; Chordata; Chondrichthyes; Orectolobiformes; Hemiscylliidae. The record is from RefSeq and is a predicted model, not a curated record. Bases 155 to 889 code for a protein of 244 amino acids. The transcript has 8 exons.
GUAAAUCGCUGCAGAGUCUACACCAAGUGGCGGAGUCAGCUGGAGCAUUCAGUGUUGGUAAAAGAGGGAGUUUACCCUGGUUUCCCCGUGACCGUACGGGUAGAGAGGUUCACUCACUAAGUCAGCGUUCCCCUCUGAGCUGCACCCUUGGAGGAUGGAGCAGACUCUCGCCCAUAAACGAGCGCUGGUUACGGGCGCUGGGAAAGGCAUUGGAAGAGCCACUGCUAAGGCUCUACUAGAAUGUGGUGCAGAAGUUAUUGCGUUAAGCAGGACACAAUCUGAUUUGGAUAGCCUUGUUCAGGAGUGCCCAAAGAUGUUGACUAUUUGUGUGGACAUCAGUAAUUGGGAAGCCACCGAAAAUGCUCUGAAGGAUGUAGGCCGCAUAGACCUCUUAGUGAACAAUGCUGCAGUUGCCGUUUUGCAGCCCUUCCUAAGUGUCACAGAGGAUGCAUUUGAUAAAGUGUUUGAUGUUAAUGUGAAAGCGCUAAUGCAUGUUGCACAGAUAAUUGCAAAGGGGAUGAUGUGUCGUGGAGAAGGUGGUUCUAUUGUGAACAUCUCCAGCCAGGCAUCCAAGUGUGCUUUGAGAGAUCAUGCUGUAUACUGUGCCUCAAAAGGAGCUGUGGACAUGUUAACAAAAGUGAUGGCACUUGAGUUGGGACCACACAAGAUCCGAACAAAUGCAAUAAAUCCCACCGUAGUGAUGACUGCAAUGGGUCGGAUUGGAUGGAGUGACCCAGAAAAAGCAGCAGGAAUGUUGUCUCGUAUCCCAUUGCAUAGGUUUGCAGAAGAAGAAGAUGUGGUGAAUACAAUAAUUUUCCUCCUCAGUGAUAGAAGUGCAAUGAUUAAUGGAGUGACUCUGCCUGUGGACGGAGGAUUUCUUUCUUCAUGAAUUAGUCGUUUUAGUGAAAUUGGUAAAAUAGAUCUCACAAUGUUGCUAAGGAUGUGUCUUGUAAUAGCUGGUUCAUUAAAAACCUUUAUCAGAUUA